Molecule: messenger RNA, 948 nt
Organism: Heterostelium album PN500
Lineage: Eukaryota; Evosea; Eumycetozoa; Acytosteliales; Acytosteliaceae
Product: elongation of very long chain fatty acids protein
Exons: 7
Coding region: 1-948 (315 amino acids)
Biological process (GO): fatty acid elongation, polyunsaturated fatty acid; very long-chain fatty acid biosynthetic process; sphingolipid biosynthetic process
Cellular component (GO): endoplasmic reticulum membrane
Molecular function (GO): fatty acid elongase activity
Source: RefSeq, a predicted model, not a curated record
AUGGCUACAACAUAUGUCAAGGAAUAUGUUGACUUUUUAGUUGAAAGAUAUGAUUAUUAUCUAGCCAGAAGAGAUGAAAGAGUUAUGCAUUGGCCAUUCUUGAAUAGACCAAAUGAGAUGCUCUAUCUGAUCGCUGCCUAUUUGGUGUUUGUGGUCGUCGGUAAAAAGAUCAUGGCCAACAGAAAACCAUUCGAUUUGAAAAUCCCACUCAUUUUACACAAUCUCAUUCUCCUCCUGAUAAGCAUUUACAUCACAAUUGAAACUGCUUAUCAAGCAUACAUCAACGAUUACUCUUUGAUGUGUAAUGCUGUCGAUUACUCUGAUAAAGGUAUUGGUAUGGCCAAAGUCUUGUGGUUAUUCUUUUUCUCGAAAUCAAUCGAGAUGAUGGAUACAGUAUUUAUGAUUUUAAGAAAGAAGUUCGAUCAAGUAUCAGUAGGUAGAUUCACAACUCAUAUCAAUCUAUACCAAAUAACUUUGGUGACUAAUUUCCUUCAUGUUUAUCACCACUCCUCGAUUUUCUUCUUGUGGUGGAUCGGUGCAAAUUGGACACCAGGUGGUGAUGCAUAUUUCUCUGCAAUGAUCAACUCGUUCAUUCAUGUAGUCAUGUACGGUUAUUAUCUAUUGGCUGCUUUGAAGAUUGAUGUUUGGUGGAAGCGUUAUCUAACACAAUUACAAUUGAUUCAAUUUAUUAUUAAUCUAUUUUCAUCGAUCUAUGUAUUGUAUAACGAUUGCCCAUUCCCACAUUGGAUGUUCUACGGUAUGAUCAUCUACAUGUUCUCAAUGUUGUUCCUCUUUGGAGCAUUCUAUUCCAAGGCAUACAUUAGAGGUUUAGAAUCAGUUGGAUCACAUUAUAAUGCUUUCAAUUAUAGUUGCUGCUCAGUCAUUGAUUGUCCAUCUUUAAGUGUGAUUAAUUCACCACUUGAAACCAACGUUGCAAGUAAUGAUUAA